ACCCUGAAGCGUUUUUUUGCUGGUUUCAGAAAUGCUAACCUACCAGCAGCUGCGUGGUUUGUAGCAAUGGCUAUGCUUUACAUAAAAUGCAAAAUAGGAUGAGUUUAAGCCAUUCGAAGUCCAUUACUUUGUUGUUUGUGUUUAUAUUGGUGCUGUUCUUCACUCGGUUUGCUUUUUUAAUUUGAGAACGAGCAUAUAAAUUAUUUAAAAGUAGGCUACAUGUUAACUCAGGUCAGUUGAGUUAGGAAUUAGGUUAAUCUGCGACCUUUAAACACAGGAGCUGAAUAUCUCUGAAGUAUCUGUAUUGGAGGGGAUUUUAUUCAUUUGAGAAAAUGUCAGUCGAGCAAAUGUGUUGUGUUGUCACUGUUUCUGAGAGCAGCUGUGAUGAGAAGCAGCAGCCGGCUGGAAAUCCACUGAGCUGCAGUGGAGUGGUGUUAAACUAUCAGUCUGGACUUGUGCUCUGCAGUGGGCUGCUGCUUUCUCGUUUCCUACUAGAUAAAGACUGUAUAAGCCAAAACCCCAAUAUAUUAAGUGCUCACAAAUUUAGUAACAAAAUUCAAAUUUACAUAGAUCAUGUAGAUGGAAAGGUGAACCAGUUCCCAAGCAAGAGAUCCAUAAUGAAUGGGUGUCCAACAUGCCAUAAACCUGCUGAGCUGCUCAUGAUGAUCAACUGUGUGGAGUUCCAGAUGGCUUUGCAAAAACUGUUUACUGACUCUGAACAGUGGAAAUUUACUGAUUGUGAUGAGGACAAUGAAAUUCUCUACGACUCGAAUUUCUUGAGUUGGUUUGCACUUCUGCAAAUGACCCCAGAUACCCAGGUUGAUCCUGUGCCUUGGAUAAAGAGUACAGCGCUUGCAAAGGGAUGUUCUGUCCUGGCAUGUGGAUCUCCGUUUGGUUCUUUCUGUCCUGAUCUGUUCAUGAGCACACUGAGCAAAGGCAUCGUGAGCAACCUGGCUGGAGAGGAGAAUGCACUGAUUUUGACAGAUGCCCGCUGUCUGCCUGGCACUCAGGGAGGAGGUCUCUUUGUGAGUGAUGGAGACAUAUCGUAUCUUGUGGGCUUAAUCACUUCACCACUGUGUUGGAAGUCCAGUGAAUGGAUUGGUCUGACUUUAGUGUGUUCUCUGCAUUUAAUUUUGAAAAACAUAUUAGAGGCUGUAACCUCUUAUCAGUCGCUGAGAGAGAUAUCAGCACACUCGUUCACUGAUAUCCCUCAUGUCCCAGCUGAUGCACACCAAAAGUCAGAAAAUGGAAAAUACCCCGUGGUGGUGGUGGUUGAAUGUGGAGAAGUUUGGGGUUCUGGAAUUGUUAUAAAUCCCCAUUUAGUGUUAACUUGCAGACAUGUUGUGAAUGGGAGACAAUUUGUUAAAGUCACAAUCAACACUAGUCAAAGACCUCAGACUGUGAGUAGCAGAGUGCUGUAUUCUACAAAGCAAUCUUCUCCUUAUGAUAUUGCUGUUGUGCAGCUUCAGGAGCCUUUCUCACAUGUCCUGGUGCCACAGUUAACCACCAGUUUUUUGCCUGGUGAGGAUGUGCUUGUGCUGGGUUAUGGAGCUUUAGGGAAAACCUGUGGCCCCUCACUGACUUCAGGGAUACUCUCCAGGGUCGUUCACCUGCAAAACAAGCCUGUGAUGCUGCAGACAACCUGUGCAGUGAAUUGCGGAGCCAGUGGUGGGGCUGUUGUCCGUGCCAAAACGGGAGAGUUGUUAGGUAUUGUGUCCAGUAAUACAAGAGACUUUGCAGCCAAAGUUACAUAUCCCCAUUUAAACUUCAGCAUCCCAGUUUCUGUGUUGGAGCCUCUUCUGAGUCGCUUUGCACAGACACAAGACCCUGCUGUCUUUCAGGAAUUGGACAGCGCAGAGGUUGAGGUUAGAAGAGUGUGGAGACUUCAGAUUCCUCAAAGUAAGCUGUGAAUAUACGUAUGUCAGAUAGAAAAUGUGUGAUGUUACCGUGUGCAUACUAUUGCAUUCGACAUUCCCACAAUGGCAUUAACAAACAGACUGUUCCACUUUUAAUUGCUGAACGUUCAGUGUACUGGAAGAAUAGAAAGAAAAGGAAAAUGGAUUUUAAGGUAAUUGGUUGCUGGUUAUUUUGUCUUUCAGUGAACAGAUCUAAAAGAUUUAAUUCUCUGUGGACAUCAAAUGUAAUUACAAUUGAUUAGUACGAAGACUAAUAUAAGUAAUUGUUUAUACGAAAAUAAAAAAAUCUAUUUUGGUUUUAUCAAUUCAUAAAAUGAAUUUUACUAUAUUGCAGGGUUUUGAUGAUACUUUUAAAGGAUUUUUUUUACUUAAGUCACUGAAGCUACUUUUUAUUCUGUUGUUUUGCCAUGUCUUGUGGCCAACCAUGUGAUUAGUGCUUUAUUACAACUAUGGCAAAUUUUGAAUUCUUUCUGAAAAUAUAACUACUUGUUCUGUGUAAAGUGGGCCAACAUUAAGCCAGCCAUGAAAUAGAUGUCAUUUGAAGAAUUGAAAAUGGGAAUGCCCUUAAGUGGUGUGAAUCUUCAUGCAUAUUGUUGUCAGUAUUACUUAUGCUUAGGAGACUAUCAAACACUCUGAAACUCAGUAAAUCUGGGGAAAGGAGAGUCUGAUGAGAAAACAAAUAAAGCCUGAAGCAGUUGUUCUCAGACUGCAGACACAAAUCAUGGACUACUGCUGCUGCUUUCACAAUUUCUCCUGGCCACAGCUCAUCCUAUGAACUGUUCAUUAACUUGACUGUAACAAAGUCUUUCACUUCUAACAUGUUUCAGCUUUACAUUGUAAUUGUGCCUCAUUAAAAGUUAAUUUUUUUUA
Molecule: messenger RNA, 2786 nt
Organism: Pangasianodon hypophthalmus (striped catfish)
Lineage: Eukaryota; Metazoa; Chordata; Actinopteri; Siluriformes; Pangasiidae
Gene: tysnd1
Product: trypsin like peroxisomal matrix peptidase 1
Exons: 4
Coding region: 333-1910 (525 amino acids)
Biological process (GO): regulation of fatty acid beta-oxidation; protein processing
Cellular component (GO): peroxisome
Molecular function (GO): serine-type endopeptidase activity
Source: RefSeq, a predicted model, not a curated record